GACGGUCUCGGGCUCCGCGGCUGACACCUCGCAGCUCCGCAGUGACGUAGCCGCGCUGCUUAGCAGUGACGCAGCAGCCCGCGCCACCCUUCACGCCGCAGCUACUGCCAGCCGUUUCGGCGCUCCGGAGUCGAAGAUGGCAGAACAAGUUUCUCAGGGAAAGUCGGAGGAUCAGGUGUGCACCUUCCUCUUCAAAAAGCCCGGGCGGAAAGGAAGUGCUGGCCGUCGGAAGCGGCCGGCGUGCGACCCGGAGUCUGGGGAAAGCGGAAGCAGUAGCGACGAAGGAUGCUCGGUUGUGCGACCGGAGAAGAAGCGGGCGGCCCACAAUCCGAUGAUCCAGAAGACGAGUGGCAGCGGUAAACAGAAAGGGGCCUACUGUGAUCUGAGCAGCGAAGAGGAGGAGAAGGCGGGGAAUGAGAGUCUAGGCGUCGUCUACAAGUCCACGCGCUCGGCGAAACCGGUGGGGCCCGAGGAUAUGGGGGCCACAGCAGUUUACGAGUUGGACACUGAGAAAGAACGAGACGCACAGGCCAUUUUUGAGCGCAGUCAGAAAAUCCAGGAGGAGCUGAGAGGCAAGGAGGAUGACAAAAUCUAUCGUGGAAUUAAUAAUUACCAGAAAUACAUGAAGCCCAAGGAUACAUCCAUGGGCAAUGCCUCCUCUGGCAUGGUAAGAAAGGGCCCCAUCCGAGCCCCUGAACAUCUACGCGCUACUGUGCGCUGGGAUUACCAGCCUGAUAUUUGUAAGGACUACAAGGAGACUGGCUUCUGUGGCUUUGGAGACAGCUGCAAAUUCCUCCAUGACCGUUCAGAUUACAAGCACGGAUGGCAGAUAGAACGUGAACUCGAUGAGGGCCGCUACGGUGUGUAUGAAGACGAAAACUAUGAAGUAGAAAGUGAUGAUGAGGAGAUACCAUUCAAAUGUUUCAUCUGUCGCCAAACCUUCCAGAAUCCGGUUGUCACCAAGUGUAAACAUUAUUUCUGUGAGACCUGUGCACUGCAGCAUUUCCGAACCACUCCACGAUGCUAUGUUUGUGAGCAACAGACCCAUGGGGUUUUCAAUCCUGCGAAAGAACUGAUUGCUAAACUGGAGAAGUAUCGAAAAGCAGAGGGUGGUGCUUCCAGCACCCCAGAAGACGCCGAUGGGAUCUAAUUGCCAUUACUUAGAUGUCCCAUAAUUGUCAAAUCUCAAAGUACUUUUUGUUUUGGUCAUCUCAAACCAAAGCAAUCACAGUUGAAGAAAUACUAAGUUUUCUAGGAAGAAUAUCCAAGUUUUGUUUUAUAUGACAUGCUGGAGAUGGAAUCAAUACAGUUAACUUAAAGAACUCUCCUGUUUAUAGCUAUAUUUUCUGAAUCUAAAUAAAGAACUAGCUCAUACUCUA
Messenger RNA from Mus musculus (house mouse), 1379 nucleotides. RefSeq names its product ring finger protein 113A2 (gene Rnf113a2). The record is from RefSeq and is marked validated. Gene Ontology annotation, molecular function: metal ion binding. The transcript has a single exon. The coding region runs from base 137 to 1150 and encodes 337 amino acids. Lineage: Eukaryota; Metazoa; Chordata; Mammalia; Rodentia; Muridae.